AACACAGACAGAGGCAGAGUCGGAGACAAAGAGUGUCAGACAGAAAUACAGGAAAAAAGCACAGCAUGUGAAGUUUUGGUAGAUAUAAUUCACUCUGCAGCGGACACCCCACGUCGACAUUUUCCUCUGAAGCAAAGAAAUGAGUAUCUUUCAAAUUCCACCUUUCGACCUUACCACAGAAUUACAAGUCCCAGUCCCCCCAACAGGAACACAUCCUAUAAUACGACAUAUUCUUAACAACAACCUCAAGAAGCUCAAAACAUUACUCAAGGACAACAGCAUUGAUGGUUUUUACCCAUGCAGAGAGUGGAAUGACUACAUAACACCACUAAUUGCUGCUGUUGUAAAUCACAACAGAGAUAUUUUUACUUUCCUUUUGCAACAAGGUGCAGACCCAAACAAGGCUUCCCAAAAUAACUUAACACCUUUGCAUUAUGUCUCAAUAUCCAAAGCACCACUCUUUUUUGUGGAGAAACUGCUUGAAGCAAAAGCUAAUCCAAAUGGAUCGAGUGCCAGACAACGAUUCACACCACUGCAAGCUGCUGCCAUCAGUGACAGGGAUGAUGUCAUGAAAGUGCUCAUAUCUGCUGGUGCACCGAUACCACUGUUGCCUGUCACUGAUCCUGAGCACAAUAUUCACAAUGAAAAAAUAUCUCAGAUGGUUCAUAACCUUGCAUCAAAUGGAAAUACGUUUUGCUCCAAGAUCAGAUAUUUUUUGGAUGUGGCAAUUGCAGUGCGAGGGAAACCGCUCGAAGAAGUGUUCAAAACUUUUCACAGUCACAUGCUGCUGGAGGAUCCCCAGAACCGUCUUGCAAUGAUUGAAGUACUCUUUAAUGUAAAUGGGCUGGAUGCAGAAAAAUACCGCCAGGCAAGUAUUAAAUGGCUGAAGGACACUGGCAACCUGAACUCUUACGUUGCAGGUGCAGUCAGUCGUUUCCCAAACAUUCCCCAGGAUUAUGUCGUUCACGCAGUUUCCAGUUUACAUGCAGUUUUCUGCACAGUGGAAGACAUACCAAAUGAGCAGGCUUUGGCUAUAAUCCCCCAUCUACUGAAACAGCUUGGCUCAAAUAAGAGACAUGAUACAUGUCAACUUGCUCUGCAAACACUAUAUGUGUUAACACAGAAGACAAAAGACACAAAUGGCUGGGAUCCCAACUUCGUUGAGAAGUUAUGCCAAACAGUUGCUCCUUUUAUAAAGGACCAGCACUCCUCUGACAUCAGAGUCUUCACAUACGGCAUAUUUGCAAACUUACUUUCAGUUAAACAUGCGGCCAACAUCUUUCCAUCAGUGGGGAUAACUUCAGUACCUGAGGACAUACUGACAUCUGCAGACAUGAAAAUGAAUGACAAGCUGAAAGAGGUGCUCAGACGACUGAAAGAUCACUUCAGCAAACCAAACUCAGAAUGUGAAGACUCUAAAGCAUCACCUGGAUCCAAGAAAAAGAAGAAAAAGAAGAAGAAAAAGAGGGGAAAGACAGAAAAGCAAGAAAAAACAAUCGAUAAAGUUUGCACUGCCACAACUGAUCAAACAGCAACUCCUGUCAUGGACUCAACUUCAAAUGUGCAGCCAUUCCACAUCAACACCACCAUGUCAUCAAUAAAACACAAAUGGCUACAAAUCAGCAAGAGGUGGAGAGUACAACUGGAAAAACUUCUGAGCACUGAUGAAAGUAAAGUCACCAGAGUUGGGAGCAUGAUUUAUGUGAACAAUGCAGAGUUCCGCAUAGCGAAGGGAAGUGAUGGCACUGAAGUUUUCUUGGGGCUGAGAGAUGACGGCACUGAAGUUGCUAUUAAGAAAAUGACUAAAUGCAACUAUCAGGAGCUGAAGAAUGAGGAAGGAUUCCUGCGACUUCCAGAGCUGGAUCAUCCAUCUAUUGUGCGAUAUGUUGACAUUGCAGAGGAUGAGAACUUUGGAUAUCUUGGUCUUCAACUGUGUGAAUACACCCUGGAAGAAUGCAUAAAAAAUAAAUAUGAUUGGCUGCUGAGGAAGAGUCUUGUGUAUCAGUUCCUUGACAGUUUAAAGGUGCUUCAUUGUCAAAGUCCUCCAAUUCUCCACCGGGAUCUCAAACCACAGAAUGUUUUGAUCGAUGUUAAUGGGAGGGCAAGAUUAGCUGAUUUUGGCAUAAGCAGACGUUUAGCCAAAGGACAAACAACUUAUCGCACAGGCAGUGCAGGAACAAGAUGCUGGAUGGCCAAGGAAACUUUGGCAGAUGAUAGCGACAUACCUUACAAGUCGAACACUGAUAUACAGGUGGCAGGGAUGCUCACUUAUUAUAUCCUCUCUGGAGGACACCAUCCUUUCGGUGACAAAUCUCAUAAAUGCGAGAACAACAUUGAUGAGGGGAGGUACAGUUUGGACCAUGUUCAAGAUGUGGUAGCAAAAGAUCUCAUUGAGGGGAUGAUCCAUGAAGAACCAAAGAACAGACCUAAAGUGGAGGAAUGCUUGAGUCAUCCAUUCUUCUGGACCUCUGAAAGGAAAGUUGAAUACUUGAUAAAGAGUGGAAACAGGAAGGAGGUUGAAAACUGUCGAAAUGCUGACCAGGAACUGAUCUCUUCACUGGAAAAAUGUGCUGAGGAUGGAUCCUUCAAACAGUGGAAAGAUCAGUUUCCACCACAGUUGGUCCAGAAGAUGGAUGGCAAGAAGAAACCCUAUCCUGCAAACACACUGGGAUUACUGCGCUUCAUACGAAACCUCCAUGAGCACUAUCAGGAGGAUGCAGCCCAAGUUGAUGUGAUGAAGAUGUUUCCUGAUCUCUUUGGAUGUGUUUACAAGUUUGCCAAGACCCGAGGGUGGAAUUCAGAGACACCCUUAAAGCAACUGUUUCAAAGAGAAGACAUCACCAACAGCUUCACAAAGCUGUCCAUAAGUCCUGAGGAACAUCUGACUGUCCCAGUUCAAGAGUCUCUCCCCAGUGACUUGAAAGUUGAUAAGGACACAAGUUGAAAUCAAAAAAGAUCAAGGACUUCAAAGUCCUUUUUGACAGUUAUAGUGUAUCGCCCAUAUGUCAAGGUUUUAGCAGCACAGGGCAACAAGACAGCACAAAAAACAAGUGCCAUGGGUCUUUUUCACACCUGACAUUAUCAGACUCAUAAAAGGAAACGCACAGUUGUAACAAAUAACAUUAACAAAGGCUACCUUCUAUUGAAGUGUCCCAGUAAGCCACGACAAUGUGACCAACACCAGGACCCUGAAACUGAAGCAGCUGAAUGGAACUCAGCCAUCAUUCAUUUUAUGAUUUACACCUGUGCUUUUUCUUCUGUGACGUGUCAAAAUGUCUUCUGUGAAAUAAGCCUGUAAGGUUUUACAUAUCUAUCGUACAUAGUAACUAUUUUCCAAAGGUUAUAAGAUACUGUGCAGUUGUUUAGUUUUAAGGGAUUUUCUUUUUACUUUUGACUUAUUUUGAGAAAUUGUUCUUGACCAUUAAUAUUAUUAUUAAUGUUAUUAUGUUUGACUAUUUUGUUUAGAUUUUACUGCUGAUAUAUUUUACCACUAUAGUUAUGUUUAACAUUUUACAAUUUAAUGUUCUUUUAUUCUUGCAUAUUUCUGUCAUAUUGCUACAUUAUUGAUCUCUUUCACAAAUAACUGCUGGGACAGAUAGUGUUUUGUGUCAUUUUAGUUUCUUGAGAUGUUCUUGACUGUCCCAUUGGCCUUGUCUCAUUACCUUUGUGUCAUGGCCUCUUAGAAGUACCAUUGUUUCAGAAAGAUUGUAAAAGGAACAUUGAAUGUUGAAUGACAAGCUAAAAAAUGUGUGUAAAACAAGGGCUGCAAUUCCACUCCCUGUUUAUCAAACAAAUCUGAACAGAUCUUUGCACUGACUUCAAUUAAAGAUGCAAAAUGGUAAUGGAAUAUACAAGCUUGACAACAUGCAGAUUCUUGUGUAUGAUUUUGCUUUGAGCAUACUGAAUGUUACUCUCAAAAUAUACUGUAAAUCUAAUCAUAAGUAUCAAAAUAAAUGUGUAAAGGUAUGAUUG
Molecule: messenger RNA, 3972 nt
Organism: Epinephelus lanceolatus (giant grouper)
Lineage: Eukaryota; Metazoa; Chordata; Actinopteri; Perciformes; Serranidae
Biological process (GO): IRE1-mediated unfolded protein response; mRNA processing; intrinsic apoptotic signaling pathway in response to endoplasmic reticulum stress
Cellular component (GO): IRE1-TRAF2-ASK1 complex
Molecular function (GO): protein serine/threonine kinase activity; ATP binding; RNA endonuclease activity
Source: RefSeq, a predicted model, not a curated record